GGUGGGGCCGGGGCCGGGGCGGCCGUUCCGCGGCGGUUGCCGGUGGCCAUGGCCGGGGCGGCCGUUCCGCUGCGGGUGCUGGUGGAUAUGGACGGGGUCCUGGCCGAUUUCGAGGGCGCCGUGUUGCGGCGUUUCGUCUCCCGCUUCCCCGGGGAACCGCGGGUGGAACUGGCGGACCGGAGGGGCUUCUCGGUGCGGGAUCAGUACUGCAGCCUGCGGGAGGACCUGGGGGAGAAGGUAGCCAGCAUCUAUGAAUCGCCUGGCUUCUUCCUAGAGUUGGAUCCAAUUCCAGGAGCCCUCGAAGCCAUGCAGGAGAUGAUCCGCAUGCAGAACACUGAAGUCUUUAUUUGCACAAGUCCUCUCAGGAAAUAUGAGCACUGCAUCGUGGAAAAGUAUAAGUGGGUAGAAAAACAUUUGGGACCCGAGUUUGUGGACCGGAUUAUUCUAACCCGAGAUAAGACCGUCGUAUCCGCCGACUUGCUGUUUGAUGACAAGGACACCAUUAGAGGCGCAGAGCAGAACCCGAGCUGGGAGCACAUCCUCGUCACCUGCUACCACAACAGCCGCUUCCAGCUGCAGCCACCGCGCCGCCGGCUGCUCUCCUGGGCGGACGACUGGAAGGGCAUUUUGGAAAGCAAGCGCAGGCAGCGAUGAAAACAGGGAUGUCAUGCUCUUCCUGCUGCCAGGGAACAACCUGCUGCCAGGGAAAUGCUCUGCAUUCAGUUAGCUCAUCUCUGCAGAGUUGUUUUGGAUGUUUGCUGUUGGUGAAGAGAAACUAUAAAAUACAAGAAGUUGGGGGUUAGGUUUU
Molecule: messenger RNA, 808 nt
Organism: Calidris pugnax (ruff)
Lineage: Eukaryota; Metazoa; Chordata; Aves; Charadriiformes; Scolopacidae
Gene: NT5C
Product: 5', 3'-nucleotidase, cytosolic
Exons: 5
Coding region: 49-654 (201 amino acids)
Biological process (GO): pyrimidine deoxyribonucleotide catabolic process
Molecular function (GO): 5'-nucleotidase activity
Source: RefSeq, a predicted model, not a curated record